Messenger RNA from Orbicella faveolata, 1688 nucleotides. RefSeq lists its product as uncharacterized. Gene Ontology annotation, molecular function: protein binding. The record is from RefSeq and is a predicted model, not a curated record. NCBI's taxonomy places the organism in Eukaryota, Metazoa, Cnidaria, Anthozoa, Scleractinia, Merulinidae.
AGUAGAAAUACUCUCAGUCGCUUCAUGCUAUAUUACAGAAACCGGCCGACAAGCUCUGCCCUGAUGAGCCACUUGACUCGCAUGCAGACUGUUUUUUUAGACCCUUUUAUACCAUAGAUGAUCAGUGGGACUUAUCUGCUGAUCUUACGGUCGAAAAUGAAGGUACCUUUAGCUAAUUCAAGGGAUUCGAAGUGCCAGAAAGAUCUUAAUACCGUCUCGUAAUUCUUAAAGCCAAUAAGAGUUUUUUCUAAGACAAGCACGACGGAGCAAAGUCACGCUUCCAUUUCGAUCGCCUGAGACUUGCGUACAAUAGGCGAUUUGCAUGAUGCCGUCAUUUGACUACAACUAUCAGAAUUCUUCACUUUCUCUGUUUCUCGUGCUGAUUAGCGCAAUUGUUAUUUCAACCCCUCUGGGACUUCAAAAUUUAAAUAAUAAAGAAAAAACGAAAAAAAUUCUGGUAGUUGUAGUCAAAUGACAACAACGUGCAAAUCUGCUAUAGUCUUCAGACUAAGAUUGGAAAAGGAAAUUGCGGCGAGGAGUAUUAUCGUUCCUCCCGGAUGGGAUGCUAGUCCAUCGCGGGCUGACCAUCACCUCCCCACCCAGUCUUGCCUCCUGUAUUUUGUCGGGUUGGCCUUAGUAGCGUACUCUUGGAUGAAGAGAGAUACUGUCAAACUAAAGCCUUUUGGGCAAGAAAAGGUCGAGUCAGGCAUGAUCCCAGGGCGCCUGUUGCGCUAACCAGUAGGUGAAUAUGCCUUCAAAUAAAUUUUAGAAAUUGGCGUUUUUGACACAUAAAGUAUCCAAAGACUCCUAAUACACCCAGAAAAUGAUAGUUACUGCCAUGGCCAGUUGUAACUUACCUCUAGGAUCUUACUUUUACAGUCCCACCAGUUCUAAAGCAAAUGUGGGGGACUGGAACAGAGGGGGAGAUGGCCAUUAAGAAAGGAGAACGUUUGUCGCUGCAAUGUGAAACGGAAAACACGACAUUUGCACACAUCACGUGGUACAAGGAUGAUGAGCCUCUACCUGUACAGCGGUCCUUCUCGAGAAACAUGAUCAGCAUCCCAGAAAUCACUGGUAAUGAUUUUGGUGUUUACGAAUGCAAAGCCCAGAAUGCAUUGGGAGUGACCUCCAUGAAGAUGAGAGUGAUAAAUGCUAAACUUCUGACGAGCAUGAAAGUCGCCGUCGGUUGCCUAGCAGCACUGUGUUUCCUUUUCCUCGUUGUUAUCGGCGUGUUAGUGUGGCUGUUAAUCAAAGCCAAGAAGACAAAAGCUUCUGAAGACGAUGAAAAACCAGACGAGAAAUCACCAGUCAAACCAGCCGGUCCAAGACCAAGCGACAGCGAUUUUAAGAUCCCUGAAGCUCACGCCACUGGUUCACCUGGCAUGGUUGCAUCACAUGGCAGUAAUUCUUCUUACAUUCCUCUUAAAUCGGGAAGUUCGAAUGGCGGCACUAGUCAAACCUACAGAGCCACAUAAUAUCGCAGCCUGGUUCGACCAGUACUGUAAAAUUAUCUAGCUAAGGCCUCGUCUAACUACCCCGGACAAAUUUGAAAACGCAGCUCUAUUUCUACGUCUACACUAAUCCGUCACGAAAACGUAACUUUCAAUUCGAAAACGCCCUUCAAACUUUGCAAUUGAAUUUGAAAACGCCGGCUUUGAGUUUUAGUGUGGACGGAAAACAUUUUGAAA